This is a messenger RNA of Schistosoma mattheei, 558 nucleotides long. The record is from the annotation of a GenBank genome assembly. Lineage: Eukaryota; Metazoa; Platyhelminthes; Trematoda; Strigeidida; Schistosomatidae.
AUGCUCAGGUUUAUUGAAAAAAAAUUCAGGAUAUAUUUUUGUAUUUUACAUUUAUAUAUUGGUACUAUAUGGAUAUUUAUUAAUAUCUGGUUAUUUACUAAUAAUCUAGUUUAUUCUAUACCUUAUCAAUUUGGUGAAUCUCUACAAAUCAAUGAAGCAGCGAACUUGCUAUAUCGAUACGGGUACAUGGAUGACUAUUCCAAAACUCAUAAUAAUAAUCAUAAUAAUGGUAACCCUAUACCACCAGAUCAAAAUCCAUAUGAAUCUAAAUUUCUUUAUCCAGAUAAAUUAUCAUUAACUAAUCCACCGAAAGAAUUUAAUAAUGCAAUUAAAAAAUUUCAAAGACACUAUAAUCUACCUAUUACAGGUAAAUUAGAUGAAGCUACAAAAAAUCUAUUAAUUUCACCACGUUGUGGCAAUCCAGAUCAACAAAUUAAUUUGAAACAAUCAUCAACAUUAUUAUCCAAAUUAAAAUUUGGCAGUACAUUCCAUUUUAAUCAUAAUUAUUCAUUAACUGUACAAAUGCUAAUAAUAAUCACAAUGAAAGAAGAUUAUUAA